Molecule: messenger RNA, 4447 nt
Organism: Alosa alosa (allis shad)
Lineage: Eukaryota; Metazoa; Chordata; Actinopteri; Clupeiformes; Clupeidae
Gene: ltbp3
Product: latent transforming growth factor beta binding protein 3
Exons: 29
Coding region: 570-4364 (1264 amino acids)
Molecular function (GO): calcium ion binding
Source: RefSeq, a predicted model, not a curated record
UUCAGCUCAGCUCCUGCACUGGCUGGCCCCUGGCCAACUCAACUCGGAGUGGGUUGGCUCCUCUUCCUCCAUCUCCCCUCCCUUCUUUUCCAAACUCAGAUACGCACACACGAGCCAUCUACGCGCGAGCAAAGAGAAAGACGAAUGAGAAAAAGGGACAUUUUGGGAUAAACUGUGUUUGUUGAAGAAAGGGCUUCUCGUCGCAGGAUAUUCUUUUUCAGAUGGUCUUCGGUUACUUAUACGUCUUUUGUAAACUUUUCAAAAUGUGUCACGUUCUUAACAAGUCACUUUUAAGCAGCGGUGAGACGUAAAUAGUUGUUUAUUGUAAACGUAGACGGGAACAGUUAGGCUAAUACCAUUUCGCAGAAUCUCUUUUCAAAUACUGGUCAUUUAAGUUAAUUUUCCCCCAAUUAUCUUCGAAGUAGAAUAACACGUUAGUUUUGCUCUUGCGUGUUGCUUUGUUGUUGUUUGUUUGUGCUUUCCCCACUCGUGGAUCUGGCAAGGUUCAGCUACCUUGUGACUCCGUGAAUGCCCCGUUUUCUCUCGGUACAACGGUGAAGGAUGCCAGAAUGCCUUCGCUGAUCAUCUUCCAUCUGCUCGUCAUCUGGCUAGCUGUCCAGAGGUUGGCCCUUUGCGCCGAGCGCGCUUCGACUCGGGAGCGCUUCAAAGUGGUCAUCGCUCCACUGAUCUGCAAAAGGACAUGUCAACGGACGGGUCAGUGUCAAGACACCUGCGAGCAGGGCAACAACACCACCCUGAUUGGAGAGAACGGACAGUCUGCUGACACCCUCACUGGCCGGGGUUUCAGAGUUGUGGUGUGCCCUCUGACAUGUCUGAACGGGGGUAUGUGUGCAUCGCGUACACACUGCCACUGCCCGCAGGGCUUCACGGGCCGCCUGUGCCAGUACCCCGUGCUGAACAUGUCGGCGCGUGGCAACCAGCCGCCCGCCCUGCUGCCCGUGGGCGGAGUCGGGGCCACGGCGGGGGGAGGGGCCGGCAGCGAAGGCCAGAGCAUGAUGGACCUGGGCGGGCGUCAUCAAAUGACGCAGACCCACACCGUCCUCACCCUCCCACUGCUGCAGGGCACCGGGCACCACUCAUCUGAAGUGCACGUUCGUGUCCACCACCCAACAGACACGUCGGUCAUCAUCCAGCCUCUGGAUCAGCCAGAUGGAAAGCCUCCUAAGACUGUGACACGCCUCCCCCCUCCCACACACAAGCCUAGGGGGCGCUGUUUUCAGGAGACAACUCCCAAACAAGCUUGUAGCAGUAACCCUUUGCCCGUGCUGACCAAUCAGGAGGACUGCUGUGGAAGUGUGGGCAACUCAUGGGGCCAGAACAAGUGUUACCAGUGCCCCAAACUACCAUAUCCUGGAUUAAAACUCCAGUCUAUCAUUGAGGACUAUGGUCCCAACUGCCCCCAGGGCUACAAACGACUCAACAGCACUCACUGUCAAGACAUAAACGAGUGCACCAUGCAUGGCGUGUGUCAGAACGGAGAGUGUCUGAACACGCAGGGCUCGUUCCGCUGCACCUGUAAGCCGGGCUACACGCUGGACCGGACGCGCUGCGUGGGUAAGACAGAGUUGGGGAGGUGUUACCGCAUGGUGACCGAGUCAGGAAAGUGUGAGCACGCUCUGAAUGGGGACAUCUCGCUAGAGAUCUGCUGCUGUACCACAGUGGGCAAAGCCUGGGGCAGCUCCUGCCAGAGAUGCCCGCAGGCUGGCACAGCCUCCUUUAAUAAGAUCUGUCCAGCUGGAAAGGGGAUGUCCUAUGUGACCAUUCAGGGCCGGUUUCCGUUUCCAUUCCCUCCCCAUUACCCUCCAAUGCCAAAGCCUGAUAUUCCAGAAGUCAAGCCUCCAGCGAACCCUGUCCAGACGACCACACCUGUGCACCAUGCCCCUAUUAGCACACCCCGUGUCCCCUCUAUCAUCACGAAACCCACACCCAACCCCAUCGUCAAAGUGGACCCAACACACUCAUCCUGGGAGGUUAAAACGCAGGUCUCACAUAUGGACAUGUGUGCACAGGGCAGGAAUAUCUGUGGGCAGGGCAAGUGCAUCACUCGCUCCAAUGACUACGAGUGUCUUUGCAACCAUGGCUUCUACUUCGACACGCAAAAGGGAGGUUGUGUGGAUGUGAAUGAAUGUGAGUCUGAGCCAUGUGGUCACAAAAGAGGGACCUGCCAUAACACAUUGGGCUCGUACCAGUGCCGCUGUCUACCAGGCUUCAAGGCUAUGUCCCAGGGGAAGCUCAGAUGUGUAGAUAUAAAUGAAUGUUCUAAGCCUGACAUAUGUGGACCUGAAGGUCAGUGUAUAAACUUGCCAGGCUCCUAUAAGUGUGAUUGCUUGCCGGGGUAUGCUAGCAAGUCCCGUCGCCAACCUGCUUGUGAAGACAUUAAUGAGUGCCUGGACCCCAGUAGUUGCCCGAAUGAGCAGUGUGAGAAUAUACCUGGAUCCUACGAGUGUGUGCCCUGUCAGCCAGGAUACAUGGCUCAGGGAGGAGUCUGCUAUGAUGUGAAUGAGUGCCAGAGAAGAGGUGUGUGUCUAAAUGGUCGCUGUGACAACCUCCCAGGGACGUACCGCUGCCUCUGCAACGAGGGUUUCCUGCCCGAGGCCGACAGCAAGGGCUGCCGCGACAUCAAUGAGUGUGAGGACCGCCGCUUGUGUGCUAACGGCCACUGCCUGAACACAGAGGGCUCCUUCCAGUGCCAGUGUUACCCUGGUUACCAGCCCACCCAGGAGGGCAGCCACUGUGAGGACAUUAACGAAUGCGAGAGGGCAGCUAACUGCCAGAGAGGCCGCUGCAUCAACAUCCUGGGCUCAUACCGUUGUGAGUGUGAGAAGGGCUUCAUUCUUCGUGGACGCAGGUGUGAAGAUAUAAACGAGUGUGAUGUGGACCGGAGUCUGUGCCAGCCCUUUGGCAUGUGUGAGAACAGACAGGGCUCCUAUGUGUGUGUGUGCAAUCAGGGAUACACUCUGUCUGAGGACAAACACAGCUGUGAAGCCAUCGAGAUCAACCUCGACAACAAGAAGGAGUGCUAUCUGAACCUGGAUGACACAGUGUUCUGUGACAGCGUCCUAGCAACCAAUGUCACCAAACAGGAGUGUUGCUGUUCCAUCGGUGUGGGAUGGGGCGACCACUGUGAAAUCUACCCGUGCCCAGUGUCUCAUUCAGCUGAGUUCCAUUCACUGUGUCCCGUGGGUCGAGGCUUUUACCAUGAGGAGGGCAUGACUGAGUACGGACUCUCUGUACACAGAGAUAUUGAUGAGUGUGUGUUGUUUGCUGAUGAGAUCUGUAAGGAAGGCCGUUGCAUGAACACACAGCCAGGCUAUGAGUGUUACUGUCAGCAGGGAUUCUACUACGAUGGCAAUCUCCUCGAGUGCAUAGAUGUGGAUGAGUGUCAUGAUGAGUCCCUCUGCAGAAAUGGACGCUGUGUUAACACACGAGGGUCAUUCUACUGCAACUGCAACCGCCCUUAUGCCCCGGACGCCAGCAACAAGAAGUGUGUGAUCCCAACAGUCACAGGUGUGAAUGAGUGCCAGGAUCCUGCCAACUGUAAGAGCGGCCAGUGUGUGGACACUCAGGACUCUUACUACUGCAUCUGCACUCCACCAUGGAUCCUGGCCACCGACCGCAACAGCUGUGUCACACCAGAGGAGCAGGCCGUAACGGGUCUGUCUGUGGUGCCCCUUGCAGAUGUAGACGAGUGCCAGGACCCCUCGUACUGCAAGAACGGACGGUGUGAGAACACGCCCGGCUCCUUUCACUGUAUAUGCAAUCAGCCGCUCACCUUCAGCGCUGCGCUCAAACAGUGCGUCUUCGACGAUCGGACGGCGGCCCAUAAGGACGUGUGCUUCCAGGAAGUGGACGAGGGGCUGAUCUGCAGCGUGCCCCGCAGUGGACACGUGGUCACCUACUCCGAGUGCUGCUGCCACUAUGGCCGCGGCUGGGGGCCUGAGUGCCGCACCUGCCCCCGUAGGAACUCAGUGCUCUUUAAUCGGCUGUGUGAGAUGCACUUGGACACAGAGUCUGAUGGGGAAGGGGACUUCCAGGCUGUUUUUGCAAACUACAACCCAGGUGGAGACAGCUCCGAGGAGGACUCAGAUGAGUGUAGCUGUGCCAACGGCCGCUGUGUGCGCUCCUACCUGGGCACCAUGUGUGAGUGCAACCCAGGCUUCCGGCGGGACCACUCACGCACGCGCUGCAUUGACAUUGAUGAGUGUGCAGAGAGAGGCCGUGUGAACCCAUGUAAGAAUGCACGUUGUGUCAACACCAGAGGGUCCUUCAAGUGCUACUGCAAACAAGGCUUUGUGCCCGCCACACGGAGACCCAACGUGUGUGUGCGACCGAGGGCCUUAUAACAUCACCUCACACACGCACACACACACACACACACACACACACACACUCACUCACAUACAUACACAUUCACACACACGCAUAC